This is a messenger RNA of Acanthosepion pharaonis, 648 nucleotides long. The record is from the annotation of a GenBank genome assembly. NCBI's taxonomy places the organism in Eukaryota, Metazoa, Mollusca, Cephalopoda, Sepiida, Sepiidae.
AUGGAGCUUAGUUUCGGUAAAUUCGGUUCCUCUUUGAAAUAUGCAAAAAUCGUGAUGGUUGCCAUUGUUUAUGCGGCUUUCCGAAGCCGGAAGCGAAAUGUUGGACUUCCGACAAUUUUGUUUGUCUUUUUUGACAUCAGUACUCAAUUAUCUCUAUCUAUCUUUAUCUUUCUCUCACUCACUCAUUCACCUUUACCUUUCUUUCUUUCUUUCUUUCUUCUUCUUCUUCUUCGUCUCUCCUUCAUUCUCUUGUUCUUUCUUCUUCCCGCUUUUUGUCUUACCUCCUCUUCCCUACUCUUUUAUUUUCCCCUUCUUACUCUUGCCACUCUUUUCUUACCCUCAUACUUUCUUUUUUCUCACUUUCCUUUCUUUCUUUCUUUCUUUCUUUCUUCUCGCCGCUCUUUUCUUUCCACCUUAAUCUUGCCUUUCCUCAUCGACUCUCUUAUUUUCCUCUUCUCUCCUCGCUUUUCUUUCUUUCUUUCUUUCUUCUUUUCCCUCUUUUCUUUACCCUGUAAUCUUGCCUUUCUUCAUCGACUCUCUUAUUUUCCACUUCUCUUCUCGCCUUUCUUUCUUUCUUUCUUUCUUUCUUUCUUUCUUUCUUUCUUUCUUUCUUUCUUUCUUCCCUUCCCACUUUUCUUUACCCUGUAA